Messenger RNA from Vicia villosa (hairy vetch), 654 nucleotides. RefSeq lists its product as uncharacterized. Lineage: Eukaryota; Viridiplantae; Streptophyta; Magnoliopsida; Fabales; Fabaceae. The transcript has a single exon. Bases 1 to 654 code for a protein of 217 amino acids. The record is from RefSeq and is a predicted model, not a curated record.
AUGCAAAAUCUACCUUAUCCCCAUGCUCUAUCAAAGAAAAAUGAUGAUAGGCAUUAUGCUAAGUUCUUGGAUAUUUUUAGUCGAUUGCAAAUAAAUAUUCCAUUUUCUGAGGUGUUAGAGCAAAUGCCUACUUAUGCAAAAUUCAUCAAGGAUAUUAUUACAAAGAAGAGGAGAUUUUCGGAUAAAGAAGUCGGCACUGUUAACUCGUGUUAUAGUGUGAUAAUUCAAAGAACUCUACCGAAAACAGAAAGUGAUCCGGGAAAAGUUACUCUACCGGUGACAAUUGGAAAUGUUUAUGUCGGUAAGGGGUUGAUCGAUUUGGGUUCUAGAAUUAACUUGAUUCCGUUGUCUCUUGUGAAAACAUUAGGAAACAUUGAGUUAAAAGCAACAAGGAUGACUUUGAAAUUAGCCGACAAGUCCACCACUCAUCCUCAUGGGAUUGCGGAAGAUUUGUUAGUUAAGGUUGAUAAGUUCAUUUUCCCGGUCGACUUUGUUGUAAUUGAUAUGGAGGAGGAUUAUGAUACACCUUUAAUUCUUGGAAGACCUUUCAUGAAAACUUCUCAGAUGAUGAUCGAUAUCGAUGACGGUCUAAUGAAACUGAGAGUUCUAGAUGAAGAAGUGUGUUUUAAUAUUUUUGAAGCAAUGAAGCAUUAG